Messenger RNA from Peniophora sp. CBMAI 1063, 1755 nucleotides. The record is from the annotation of a GenBank genome assembly. Lineage: Eukaryota; Fungi; Basidiomycota; Agaricomycetes; Russulales; Peniophoraceae.
AUGACCGCCAUCUCUCUACUCCUCGUGCAAGCUCGUGCAUCCACCCUCUCCUACUCCACCACCGCCGCACAACAUAUCACCGACGCAUCCCCUGCCGCAGUUGCCGCGUUAUUCUUUGGAGCCACCCUGGUCACAUAUCUUUGCUUUAAGCGUUUUGAACCUGGCCAUGAAAGCCCGUUCAGCCUCGGGGCGUUGUUGUUUCUGAUCCCAUCACUAUUGACCGCAGUCUUGCGCCUGCGGUUCUUCUCUUACAUGUCGGCUGUGGCACUCGCAUACAGUGUCCACUAUACCCUGAUCAUCGCCUACACUGUCAUCUACCGCCUCUCUCCGUUCCAUCCCCUCGCGCAAUACCCAGGCCCGAUACUCCCACGGAUCAGCAAAUGGUACUCGACGUAUGUCUGCAAGACUGGCCAUCUACAUCUCUGGUAUCAGCAGCUGCACAACCAGUACGGCGACAUUGUUCGCGUUGGUCCGAAUGAGCUGUCCAUUCGUGACGCAACUGCGAUCCCGGCUGUGCUCGACGCUGGAGGUCUCCCGAAAGGUCCCUUUUGGGACAACCGAUCCAACCCUGUUGUUCUCGUCGGAGAGCGUGACGUUGAAGUUCAUGCGCAUCGCCGCCGGACGUGGGCGCGCGGUUUGACCGCUUCCGCUACGAAGGAAUACGUGCCGUUCAUCGAGAAACGUGCCCGUCAGCUCAUGGAACGUCUUGGCGAUGCUAUCGUGGCGAGUGGCGAGAAGAGCGGCGAAGUCAACCUCAGCGCUUGGCUUUCUUAUUUCGCCACUGACUUCAUGGGUGAUAUGGCCUUUGGUGGUGGUUUCGAGCUCAUGAAGGAGGGUGGCGAUACUCAGGGCGUAUGGGACUCGUUUGAGAAUGGCCUACAGGCUGUGACACCCUACGCCCAUGCUUCUUGGUCUAUUCCCUUCAUCCAACGUAUCCCUGGCUUGACCAACCCUUCACAAAUUAUGAAGAUGCGGGCAUUCGGCAAGAACCAGACCCUUCAGCGCUUGAAGUCGGGCGCUCGGCGCAAGGAUCUGUUUUAUCACCUGAGCGAUGAGGAGCAUUCCAUGAAGGUACCCCCCAGCCUACCGACGAUGAUCGCAGAUGGUCUCCUUGCUAUUAUUGCGGGCUCGGACACAACCUCAACCGUCUUGACUUCGGUCGUUUACUUCUUGUUGCGCCAUCCGGAAGCGCGCCAGCGUCUCCAGGCAGAGAUUGCGGAGAACUUCCUUCCCGAUGAAGAGCCCACGGACUCUAUGCGCUUGAGUCGGAUGCCCUGGUUGAAUGCCUGCAUAAACGAGGCAAUGCGCCUACUGCCACCGGUACCAAGUGGAUCCCAGCGAACAGUACCUCGCGGAUCUGGGUCAAGGAUCAUCGGCUCUAGCGUCAUUCCAGAACAAACACAAGUGCAAGUUCAUACCUGGAGCAUACAUCGCGAUCCGCGCAACUUUGCCAGCCCCGAUGCAUUCUUGCCUACGCGAUGGCUUCGUGACCCCGUUUCAAGCGCAGGAUCUCCGGCUCUGAGUCCGCAUAAUCCUGCCGCCUUCUUCCCGUUCUCGCAUGGAGCAGCAAAUUGCGCUGGGAAGCAUCUCGCCAUGCUCGAGUUGCGGGUCGUCAUCACAUGGCUAUUUCAACGAUUCGACGUCGAGUUCGCGGCACAGGGCAUCGAGGGCGACCGGUGGGAAGAGAGUCUGAAGGACAACUACAUCUUCCACAAGGGGAAGAUGUGGGUCAAAAUACGCCCCCGGUGUCAUUGA